AUUCAACCGAUGAAACGGUACUGACCUUGGUUUAAAAACAGAAGAGUCAUCCGGUUAAUCAUAUAUACAUAUAAAUGACGUCAUGAGCCAUGUCAUUACAACCCUUAAGCGCUGCCGUUUAAUAUUGGACCCUCCUCCCUAGCUGCGCUUCGAUUCACCCGUCUCCUCUCACAUCUGUUGAAGCCAUAAUUGUUGUUAACAGAGAUGCGGUCCAAGGACAAAAUCUCCUACUUUUACGAUGGAGAUGUAGGGAGCGUCUAUUUUGGUCCGAAUCACCCAAUGAAACCUCACAGGCUUUGUAUGACCCAUCAUCUUAUCCUUGCCUAUGGCCUCCAUAGCAAGAUGGAAGUUUAUCGUCCACACAAGGCGUACCCUAUCGAGAUGGCCCAGUUCCAUUCUCCAGACUAUGUUGAGUUCCUGCAACGAAUCAACCCAGAAAAUAAGGAUUUGUUUCCCAACGAAAUGGCUAGAUAUAAUUUAGGAGAGGAUUGUCCUGUCUUUGAGGAUAUGUUUGAGUUUUGUCAAAUUUAUGCGGGUGCCACCAUAGAUGCUGCACGCAGAUUAAACAACAAACUCUGUGACAUUGCGAUCAACUGGGCGGGCGGGUUGCACCAUGCUAAAAAAUGCGAUGCAUCUGGUUUUUGUUACAUCAACGAUCUCGUGCUAGGAAUCCUCGAGCUGUUGAAACACCAUCCUCGAGUGCUCUACAUUGAUAUAGAUGUUCAUCACGGUGAUGGAGUUGAAGAGGCUUUUUACUUUACUGACAGAGUGAUGACUGUUAGCUUUCACAAGUUUGGGGAUAAGUUUUUUCCAGGGACCGGCGAUGUUAAGGAAAUAGGAGAAAGGGAAGGGAAGUUUUACGCCAUAAAUGUUCCGCUCAGGGAUGGUAUUGAUGACAGCAGUUUCAACCGUCUGUUCAGGGCUAUAAUUUCGAAGGUGGUUGAGAUAUAUCAGCCAGGUGCAAUAGUACUUCAGUGUGGAGCAGAUUCACUAGCAAGGGAUCGACUAGGAUGCUUUAAUCUUUCUAUUGAUGGACAUGCUGAGUGUGUUAAAUUCGUCAAGAAAUUCAAUAUUCCUUUGCUGGUGACUGGAGGUGGAGGGUACACAAAGGAGAACGUAGCUCGGUGUUGGACCGUUGAGACUGGCAUUCUUUUGGACACAGAACUUCCUAAUGAGAUUCCUGAUAAUGAUUAUAUAAAGUAUUUUGGGCCGGAUUACUCAUUGAAGAUUCCUGGUGGUCACAUUGAGAAUCUAAAUACGAAAUCGUAUAUCAGUACGAUAAAAGCACAGAUUUUGGAUAAUUUGAGAUACAUCCAGCACGCUCCAAGCGUGCAGAUGCAGGAGGUUCCACCGGAUUUCUACAUACCGGAUUUUGAUGAAGACGAACGAAAUCCAGAUGUGCGUGUGGACCAGCGUUCGCGGGAUAAGCAGAUUCAGAGGGACGAUGAAUAUUUCGAUGGUGACAAGGAUAACGAUGCGUCGUAGCCUAAGAUUAUUAUUAGCGCAGAAGACUAGACAAAACCAAAGUUGUGUUUGGGAGAUUUGUUAUAAACUUAUAAUGAUAACAUUUUAACGGCUUGUAGAAAAUUCUAUUUGAAAAUUCUAUUUGUCUGGGCACCAAAACCCACUCAUGAUUCUUAAAUCAUUCGUCUUUUCUUUAAGA
Messenger RNA from Brassica rapa (field mustard), 1663 nucleotides. RefSeq names its product histone deacetylase 9. Gene Ontology annotation, molecular function: histone deacetylase activity. The record is from RefSeq and is a predicted model, not a curated record. Gene Ontology annotation, biological process: epigenetic regulation of gene expression. Lineage: Eukaryota; Viridiplantae; Streptophyta; Magnoliopsida; Brassicales; Brassicaceae. Gene Ontology annotation, cellular component: nucleus.